AUGGAGAAGAAGGCAAGCAAGGGAACCAAGUUGAGCCGAUACUUGAAAGCGCCCAUUAGAGCUUUGAUCAGGGCCAAGAACUCCUACAUCGACGGUAUGACUCAGUGCGCCGGCCGGUUCGAGUACGCCACCACCAUGGCCGGGCCGACGGCGCCCCAAGUCUGCACUCUGCCCAAGAGCUUCAGCGUCAACUCGACGAAGUCCGGCAACAAGGAAGAUCUGGCGGAGCUCAUGAGGGCGGCUUCCACCAGGAACCUGAGCAAGAAGGUGGAGCUGGAGCUUCUCCAGCGGCGGCUGCCAACGGGGCCGGGCGGCGGCAGGGUGGUGCCGCGGAGUCGGAGUCUGGGGAUUGGGAGGAUUGACGAAGAGAAGACGUGUGAGUUUGAGGUAGAUGUCAAGGUCAACAGUACUGCCGCCGUCUAUCCGAGAAGCAGAAGCUAUGCCGUUCCGAAGAGGGCCGGCGCCGGCAUGCUUUGA
This is a messenger RNA of Diospyros lotus (date-plum), 477 nucleotides long. RefSeq lists its product as uncharacterized. The transcript has a single exon. The coding region runs from base 1 to 477 and encodes 158 amino acids. Lineage: Eukaryota; Viridiplantae; Streptophyta; Magnoliopsida; Ericales; Ebenaceae. The record is from RefSeq and is a predicted model, not a curated record.